AUGCCUAUGUUUCAGCCUUCAAAGAGGGAUGGGCUUGGAUUUGACAGUGGGGGUGAUGGGCACGUUCUAGAUCUAGAAACUGCAGUGAAAGAUGGAGUCUUGGGCGGAGGUGGAGUUGGGGGUUUUGGCGGUGGGGUUGGAGAGAAGUUGGAUCUAAAGAAAAUGAUUGAAGAGCUAAAUUUGUCUGAAGUACCGUCAGUGUUCAUUUGCCCCAUUUCUCUCGAGACAAUGCAAGACCCGGUUACACUUUGCACCGGCCAAACCUACGAGAGGUCCAACAUUCUCAAAUGGUUUAGUUUGGGGCACUAUACUUGCCCUACUACUAUGCAAGAACUUUGGGAUGAUACUGUCACGCCAAACAGGACCCUUUACCAUUUAAUCCAUACUUGGUUUUCGCAGAAGUAUGUGCAAAUGAAGAAGAGAUCCGAAGAUGCACAGGGAAGGGCAUCAGAGCUUAUUGAUACCCUUAAGAAGGUAAAGGGGCAGGCUAGAAUUCAAGCCCUUAAGGAGCUGCAACAAGUUGUGGCUGCUCAUUCGACUGCUAGGAAGGCUGUGGUUGAUGAAGGUGGGGUGGCUCUUCUUUCCUCUUUGCUUGGUCCAUUUACUUCCUAUGCUGUAGGUUCAGAAGCUAUAGCCAUUAUUGUGAACUUAUCUCUAAAUUCUGAAUCAAAAAUGAAUUUGAUGCAACCUGCGAAAGUGUCAUCAAUUAUCGAUAUUUUGAAUGAAGGAUCCAUUGAAACAAAAGUCAAUUGCAUUCAGUUGAUCGAAAUAUUGAUGGAGGAGAAAGAUUUCCGAGCCGAGAUUGUCUCAAGCCAUUGCUUGUUGGUUGCUUUAAUGAGGCUGGUGAGAGAUAAGAGACACCCUAAUGGACAUUUGCCCGGGCUUGGUCUUCUCAAAUUGAUUUGCAUACAUAAGCAAGUCCGAAGUUUGAUUGUGAGUGUUGGCGCUAUUCCUCAGUUGGUGGAAUUGUUGUCUGGAUUAAAUCCGGAAUGUUUGGAAAUUGGCCUUUUCAUUUUGGAUGUCUUGUCCUCUGUGACUGAAGGGAGACAAGCUUUGAGGGAUUGUCCAAACACUAUACCUAGUAUGGUCAAGCUACUUAUGAGAAUUUCAGAAAGCUGCACAAAAUAUGCACUUUCGAUCUUGUUGUCUAUAUGCAAACUCUCCCCCGUGGAAUGCUCGUUAAUAGCUGUUGACGGGGGUCUUGCAGCGAAGCUCCUUCUUGUCAUCCAGAGUGGUUGCAGUCCUGUUCUGAAGCAGCAGGCUGCUGAGCUUUUGAAGCUCUGUAGUCUGAAUUAUUCAGAUACUAUCUUCAUUUCAAAAUGUAAACUGACCAGAACGAUGCAAUGA
Fraxinus pennsylvanica is the source of this 1347-nucleotide messenger RNA. NCBI's taxonomy places the organism in Eukaryota, Viridiplantae, Streptophyta, Magnoliopsida, Lamiales, Oleaceae. The record is from the annotation of a GenBank genome assembly.